Molecule: messenger RNA, 1819 nt
Organism: Medioppia subpectinata
Lineage: Eukaryota; Metazoa; Arthropoda; Arachnida; Sarcoptiformes; Oppiidae
Source: the annotation of a GenBank genome assembly
ACCAGACCUGACCGGACACAGCGCCGGGAUGUCCAGCUCGAUGAGGGGUCGCCUGCGAUCGUCGCACAGCACCAGCGAUGAACAGUUCCGUCUGGGAGAGUGCCGUAAGUGUGGCCAACACUCGCACAACCAGUCGCUGAUCACGUGCUCGCUGUGCGAGAUUCAAUACCACCCGAAGUGUCUAUCGCUGGGCCCACACGUGGCCACUACGGCGGGCAACGGCUGGUCGUGUCGUCGCUGCCGGAACUGUCAAUACUGCGGCAAAAAGCACGUGAAAGCGGGUCCCAAGUCGGCCACCGGUGGCCAACGUAUGAUCGCGUGCGUCGAGUGCGACACCGGCGCCCAUCCCCUUAGCUCUGAUGAGGAGGACGUCGGCGACGAUAUGGACAGCGAUAGCGUUACCGCCGUCUCCACCACCGCCUCCCCGGCCACGAGUGCGUCGACGGCGACCACAACACCGCCUAAACCGGUCAAAGGCCGCCGCGGGGGCCGCAGACCGGGCGCCGGGCGUCGGAGUCGCGCCGCUCAACAACGGGAGACACGGCUGACCCGCUCGAUGACUAAACAGUCGUCCACCGAAACGCCGCCCAAAGGCCACCAAACGGGCGCCGAAGACGACGAUGUGAUCACUAAAGGGUCCGACGAAGAGAUGCUGAGCGAUACGGCUGUCGCCGGCGGCUCCGGGAGGUCCGCCGCGCCGGCCGUUAACGGCAAACGAAAACGUAAAAAGAGAGGUCGUGGCGCCGCCUCCUAUAUGGCUCGUAUGCGCACAAAAUCGCUGAUCAAAACCACCGGCUCUGAGGCCAAGUCGGCGAAAGUGGCGGCCAAAGCGGGAACCGCUGGCGGCGGACAUCACCAUCACGUGGACUCCGACGCCGACUCGUCGGAUUUGGACAUGCAGUCCGACGGCAAGUGUUGCGUUCCCGACUGCGACAGCACCGGACACAUGAGCGGCAAGUUUGACGCUCACUCCACGCUCAACAUGUGUCCCAUCUAUCAUAACCUGACCGCCGAUGACUGCCGCCAGCGGUACGUAAGGCGCGCUCAACGGCGCGGCGAUAAGUCCACCGCCGGUGACCACGAGUCCAAUCGGCGUGAAUUGAGACAAAAGACGGCGCCCGUAUCGCCCACAACCUCGACAUCCGGUGCCGCCGCCGCUGUCAGCCCCGGGAACCGAGAGGACAAGUGUUUGGCGCUAAUGGAGACCCGGAGGAAGGAGAUGCAGAAGGAAUUGGUGGCCAACAAGUCGCCCACCAAAGCGCACAAACAAAAGACAUCGAGCCGAGAGCCGGACCUGAAAGGGCUGACACCCAUAUUCGACGUGGAUCUGUUCCGCGAGGCUCAGGCCCGGGCGGCCGAACUCAUUCAGGAACAGUUGGUCACCGAACGAGAGGCCAAACAUCGGGCCGGUAUAGGUCUGGUCGAGUUGGGCCGCUAUGAGAUGCAGGUGUGGUACUCCUCUCCCUAUCCCGAAGAGUACCAGUGCUUACCGAAGCUCUAUGUGUGCGAAUUUUGCCUGAAGUACACCAACAGUCCGCUGAUUCUCAAACGCCACUUACAUAAGUGCGUCCGUCGGCACCCGCCGGGCGACGAGAUCUACCGCAAGGCAAACGUGUCGUUCUUCGAGGUCGACGGCGAGACCAAUAAGCAGUUCUGUCAGAAUCUGUGCCUUUUGGCCAAACUAUUCCUCGACCACAAGACACUGUACUUCGAUGUCGAGCCCUUCCUCUUCUACAUUAUGACCGAAGCCGACGCCGAGGGCUGUCAUAUCGUCGGCUACUUCUCGAAAGAGAAACAGUCAUUCCUAUCGUAUAACGUG